CUAUUCAGUGCAGGCAUGAAGGGUGGUACUUUCACCUAUGUUCUUUGUGUUGUGAUAUGGUGGGUGUGCGUGGUGUCAGGGAUGUAUGAUGAUGGCUGCCCCCUGCGAGCCGAGUGUGUCCCCAAGCACCAUUGUAAACACGGGACUGUGCGGCUUUGGUGGUUUUGAAGUACGGAUUUGUCUUUAAAUGUGAUGCGUCUCCAGCUGUGCGGCCGAGGGACCCGAGUGUUUGCGGGGCGGGGCAUCGCGGCCACCUCGUGUGCUGCCUGCAGGUCCGCGGAGGAAGAUACGAUAAGAGUCCGUAUGGCAUGGAUUACUACGACGACCGUUAUGGCAAGUUGUAUGCAAGUCCUUUGUCAAAGUUUGCUAAGGAGGUGUUACAGAAGUACAGGCACAAAGAUGAGUGUGGAGUAAGAUACCAUUCACCAAAGGACAUGGCACGAGUGUCCACAGGAUACAUCGGCGAUAAAGGGUUUACUAGCUUUGGAGAAUACCCGUGGCACGUGGCGCUGCUCGUCCGAGAAAGGCACCACCGUUUGCCGUUCGUGCGACAGCUGACCACAUACAGGUACCACUGUGGUGCUACUCUGAUACACCCCGUGCUGCUGCUGACUGCUGCUCACUGUGUCAAGGGUAUCAAAAGGAAUAGGCUGAAGGCUCACCUUGGUGAGUGGAACCUGUACAGCACAUCCGGCGAACUCUUUCCUGCCGUGGAGAGGCGAAUAAGCAAGGUUUUCAUUCACAGUGGGUACAACCCGGCAACGUUCUUGAACGAUAUCGCCCUCCUUCAGAUGAACAGGCCAGUUGACACCACAAAAACGCCUCACAUCGCCCCAGCGUGUCUUCCCAAGGACUCGUACAAGUUCAAGGAUGACCAAAAAUGCUUCAUUGUCGGAUGGGGGGAUGAUGCUUACAAGCCUAUUCUUGGAAGUAAUAUACUUAAAGCCACCUCGGUGACUUAUUCUUCCGAAGAAGAGGAGUGCGCAGACAAGUUGUACGCCUCCAUCCCUCACAUUAGUGAUGAAUACACCCUGGACCCAGACAGUCAGAAGUGCAUUGUCGGGGGUUAUGGCCGCGAUGCUUGUACGGGCGACGGUGGAGGUGCGGUGGUGUGCCCCUUGGACAACAAUGAGGCCCCUGACGCAUGCCACGAACACGACUGUGAAGAUGAACACUACUUCGUGGCCGGCAUAUUGUCUUUCGGCUCUCCUGUGUGCGGGGAAGACUCGGUUACUAUAGUUACCGAUAUAGUCAAGAAGAUUAACUGGAUUCAUACAAUAAUCAGUCCCGCAGGUGGCCUAAAAAACUAUAACUACCAGUUUUAUGACAAGGGCCCACAUUACAAAAAGAGGACCGCGACGGAUCAGCAAUCGGCUAAUAACACCACCACCACUACUACCACCACAUCCUGAGUCCUCGUGUCUGCAUCUGUAGAACGUAGUGGAGUAUAAGAAUGCAUCAUGCAGUGUAGUAUUUACUACCGUACCGGUUAAUAGGUCUUUGUGGUACGCCACAGACGGAAAAUGUAUCAUUGCAGUCACUGCGAAGAUACAUGGACGGGAAUUACAAGUUCCAUCAUUAUUGGUAACAUGAAGGAGAGGUGAAUAAAUUCUACAUAACUAGGACAAAUUAAAUUGUAAUGGUUACUUGUGUACCCGAGUUCCAAGUUUGAAGAUCUGAAUUCUGAGUUAAAGUUCUAUUUAUGAGUUUAUCGUUGGUCUACCAGAAGGUUCAGUGGAAGAGUUUUGCCUCAAGAUUAAAAAUGCAAAGGAUACAGGAAUUUCCGUACCAAUAUUAUCGUCUUGUAAAUUGUUAUUUUAUUUUUUGAUCUUGUCUGGUUUAUCAAUAUAUAUUGAUGUGAUGCUA
This is a messenger RNA of Scylla paramamosain (green mud crab), 1866 nucleotides long. Its product is annotated as phenoloxidase-activating factor 2-like. The transcript has 9 exons. Gene Ontology annotation, biological process: proteolysis. Bases 309 to 1412 code for a protein of 367 amino acids. Gene Ontology annotation, molecular function: serine-type endopeptidase activity. The record is from RefSeq and is a predicted model, not a curated record. NCBI's taxonomy places the organism in Eukaryota, Metazoa, Arthropoda, Malacostraca, Decapoda, Portunidae.